GAGGCUGUAGAAUAAAUAACAAGAAGAGAAGAGGAGAUGGGGAUUGGAAUGCUGCUGAUGCUGCGACGGUGUCAUGCCUGUUUGCCUGCUUGUGUGCCUCCUCUCUCUCUUCCGCUCUCUCACUCUCCCUUUUGCUUUCCCCCUCUCUCGCUUCCUAUCUCUCUCCUCCACAGUGGUUACUGCAGUAGUCCAGCAGCCAGUCGGGAGCUUCUCUGCCACACAGAGAGCUAACUGCCACAACUUGCUACCUCACCUCAUACCUACAGCCCUCAGUCCUGAGCUCAGCCCUGGGGAUCAACUUGUAGACAACCAGGACAGACAGAGGGAUACGGCAGGAGACACACACCUCAGGGGAGAGGGCACCAGGCCAGGAGCACCCCAUUCCUGGCUCAUUUUACGGAUAGCAGCUACAGAUAUAUACCCUUCACAGCCACCAUCGCAUCCACACAAUCUACUCCUCUCUCUCUCUCUCUAAAGCGUAGCUCCGGCAGCACUGCGCUCCCCACCUCCUCCCUCCUCUCUAACCAGCAGCACCCCCCCCCCAGGAGGAAUCGCUGGAUUAUUGCUAACUAUGCUGCACGCGGCAGGCUGCAGCUGCUAUAGACACAGCCAGGCAAACCAACGCAGGGAGAGGACCAGAAGAGAAGAGAGAAAAAGAGAGAAUAGGGGGGUGACUGCAUCAGGAGUCCUUUAGCUUUUCCCUCUCUCUCUUUCUCCAUCCAUCAGAGCGGGGCUAAUCAGGCACAAGCUAGCCGUCGGCAAAGUCACAGAGACGGAGGGCUCUCUGCCGACACUCACACACACAGACACAAAGGAACACGCUCACAUGCACGAGGACCUGCCAAAACGGGGGAUUUUUUAUAAUUUUUAUUCUGUAAUUUUUUCCCUUCUGCUCAGUGUAUCUGGCUUAUACUGCGUGAUGGAGCAGUUUGAUUCGUCAACAGAGGGGGCUGUGUGUCUGCGGCUGCAGGCAGGGAGAGGAGGAGAGGAGGGGGGCUGGGGGACGCCAGGCACCUGCUUAGCUUAACCCACACGGCCUGUCCUUUCCCACCGAGCCUGUAGUCUCUACACGCUGCUCCACUCCGCUCUGCUCCACUCCGCUCUGCUCCACUCUCACCACGGGCUAAUAGGAGACAUCUUGUUCCAUUGGUUAACACAGGGACACUACCACCACAUUCCAGAAGAAGGAGAAGAAUUUAAAUUAAAUAUAUUUUUCACUUUUCGGAUUUUCCAUUGAAGUGAACUACACGGCUGUGGUUUGUGAUUGGUUUUCGUAGUAUUCGGAAAGGAAGAGAAACAGUCCAUUUCAGAACUAAUGAGCGUCUCCCAGUCCCGUCGAUGGCGUGGCGAGCCCUGUCCUUGUUCCAGCCAGGGUAGGAGGGUGGUGUGUCCUCCUCUAGCGUCUGUCUCCCCCCACCAUGCUGAAAAAGAGUCCUCCGAACCAUGAGUCCUGUGGGCCAGGUUUCUCUGCAGCCCACCUGGAACGCAGUCCUGCUCACCCUGCUAGCCCUCACCAUGGUGCCAGCUCUCAGUUUGUACCAGCCUGUCGGCCUGGGUGCUCCCUCUAACCCCCAGAACUGCCCGGCGGUGUGCUCCUGCACCAACCAGCUUGCUAAGGUGGUGUGUACGCGCCGUGGCCUGGUCAGGGUGCCCCCCGGGAUCCCCACCAACACCAGGUACCUCAACCUGAUGGAAAACAGCAUCGAGACCAUCCAAGCUGACACCUUCAGACACCUACACCAUCUUGAGGUGCUGCAGCUGGGCAGGAACGCCAUCAGGCAGAUUGAGGUGGGGGCCUUCAAUGGCCUGACCAGCCUCAAUACCCUGGAGCUGUUUGACAACAGACUGACGGGGAUCCCCAGCGGGGCCUUUGAGUACCUGUCCAAGCUGAGGGAGCUGUGGCUGAGGAACAACCCCAUCGAGAGCAUCCCGUCCUAUGCUUUCAACAGGGUGCCCUCUCUGAUGAGGCUAGACCUGGGCGAGCUCAGGAGGCUGGAUUACAUCUCUGAUGGGGCAUUUGAGGGCCUGCAGAACCUCAAGUACCUGAAUCUGGGGAUGUGUAACCUUAUGGAGAUGCCUGUCCUGUCACCCCUGACAGGCCUGGAGGAGCUGGAGAUGUCUGAGAACACUUUCCCUGAGAUGAAGCCUGGCUCGUUCCGUGGCCUGUGCUCCCUACGGAAACUCUGGAUUAUGAACUCUGGGAUCACCGUGAUUGAGAGGAACGCUUUCGAUGACAUUACGGCGCUGGUGGAGCUGAAUCUAGCCCAUAAUAAUCUGUCGUCUCUCCCCCAUGACCUCUUUGCCCCGCUGCAGUACCUGGUGGAACUUCAUCUCCACCACAACCCCUGGAGGUGUGACUGUGAUGUGGUCUGGCUGUCCUGGUGGCUCAGGGAGUACAUCCCCACUAACUCCACCUGCUGCGGCCGCUGCCACUCCCCUGCCCACAUGAGAGGACGAUACCUGGUGGAGGUGGACCAGACCACAUUCCAGUGCUCUGCUCCCUUCAUCCUGGAUGCUCCCAGGGACCUCAACAUCUCUGCAGAGAGAGUGGCUGAACUCAAGUGUCGCACAGCCUCCAUGUCAUCGGUCCGAUGGCUGCUUCCUAAUGGGACCGUUCUGACCCAUGGCUCGGCUCACCCUCGGAUUUCUGUCCUUAACGACGGAACACUCAACUUCUCCAACGUUCUGCCAUCGGACACAGGCGUCUACACCUGUAUGGUGACUAACAUGGCGGGUAACUCCAAUGCCUCGGCCUACCUGAAUGUCAGCAAUGCCGAACUCAACACCUCCAACCUUUCCUAUUUCACUACACUGACUGUGGAGGUGCUGGAGCCCACCGUAGAGGAGAUCCCCAAACCCAAACCCACCAUCCCAGCCUCGCCCUCCGUGUUCCAGCCCGUCUUCAUCUCCACACCCACUGUGUUGCUCCAGAACACCCAGACCCCCCGCCAGAUAUCUCUCCCCACGGCCCGUGGCCCCAUCCACCCUCCCCCCAGCCUGGAUGAGGUCAUGAAGACAACCAAGAUCAUCAUUGGCUGCUUCGUUGCGGUGACACUCCUGGCUGCUGCCAUGUUGAUUGCCUUCUACAAGCUGCGUAAGCAGCACCAGCAGCGGAGCACGGUGGCAGCGGCACGGACCAUUGAGAUCAUCCAGAUGGACGAGGAACUUCCCCAGGUUCCAUCAGCCAGAUCAGGUUCUAGUGGGUCUGAGGAGACUGGGCUGGCUCUGCCCAUGUUACUGGAACACAACAGCACCGUCUUCAAUAAGGAAUACAUCUCGUCGUCCUCAUCAUCCUCCCACAGAGACAGGGACAGACACAGAGACAGGGACAGGGACAGAGCUGCCUACGGGGCUCACUGGACCCAUAACAACCUGGGAAACUCCCUGCAUCGCUCCUCCAGCCGCCAGUAUUAUCAGCAGCACCACAGCCUCAUCAGCACCAUCGCAGAGCCGUACGUCAUUAAGCCAACUCACACCAAGGAGAAGGUCCAAGAGACCCAGAUCUAGGGGACUCAUGCUGGCCUUACUGUGGAUCUAGCUGUGUGGAUCUAACUCAGUGGAUUUCUAUAUGUAUCUGACUUUACCCCUUCCUCUCCUCCUUUUCUCUCUGCUCACCAGUCCAUGCAAUAGAAUGCACAAAGAAGACAGUAACUUUAUUUUGUACAGAGUGCAAAAUAGAGACAGUUUUUUCUCUCUUGUACAUGCUUAUACAUAAAUAUAGAAAUAUAAAAAAUAUAAAAUAAAUAUACUAUGAGGACGGUGGUGGAAGAUUAUAUUUAAAAAAAAAUAAAGUACAAUUUAAACUAUUUUCUAAUAACUUGUAACUUGCUAUUUAAAAAUGAGAGAUGUUGAGAUCAGUGGGGGUAGCCUAUAUGAUGAUUUAUUGAGGGAGCUGUCUUGAGGAAGACUGUUCUGUUUGUUAUUUUGACCAUUUAGAAUGCAGUAAAACCCCUUAUACCCACACCAGUUUAUAGAACAACAAGCCCUAACAUCAGAUCAGUCUCCACAGGUUAAGCUUGUUAAAGCACCAAUUCGUACUGUGCCAAACGUUGCAAUAAAAGACUGGAGGAUUAAGAAAACCAACAGCCACAACCAAGCAAAAUCUUGACAGAGAGUCAUUUGUCGAGGGAGAGCUGUGGAGAGAAGAGUGUAGAUUUUGCUGUUCAGUCGCUAUCAGCCAAAUGUUUUCAGACUGCAGUGGAUUUCUGCAGCUAAGGUUUAACCCUUUGUUUAUCGGAGCGAAGCUACACGUCUUUCUAAAAGCAUCUCUUUUUAUGUUACUGAACCCAUGUAGUAUGAUUGCAUUUGAAUUAUCCCAGGUCCCCUUGGCUAAGACGAAGGACAGGCUAUUUUGAAUGGUGAUUUGGUGUGAUUACUUCAUGCAGAUUUCAGUUGCAUAAUGCAUUAUGUUUUAUAUUUAUUUUCCUUUCCUUGGGUUGCGACAUGCUUCUUAAUAGCAUUUGUGGUGUUUUGGGUUAAUGUAGUGAUGCAUUAAAGCAGUUAUUUGCCUGCUCUCUGGUAAUCCCUCACAGAUACCGACAUGUGGUGCAGAAUGACUGGGGUUUGCUGACCGAUCUGCUUUUGAAAGAAAAAAAGGAGUGGUGUUGAAAUGAAAUGAAUGUCUGGACAUUGGGCUUGUUUCUCUGUGGACGUAAUUGAAACAGUGAAAUCGUUUUUUUUUAUUUUCCUUAUUGUAGUUAUUAUUUCGAGCAUUAUGGGGAGGCUAUAAGGAUGUAAAAAUAAAUAAAACCAUUGGUUUGUAU
Molecule: messenger RNA, 4763 nt
Organism: Oncorhynchus gorbuscha (pink salmon)
Lineage: Eukaryota; Metazoa; Chordata; Actinopteri; Salmoniformes; Salmonidae
Product: leucine-rich repeat-containing protein 4-like
Exons: 2
Coding region: 1444-3507 (687 amino acids)
Biological process (GO): modulation of chemical synaptic transmission; synaptic membrane adhesion; postsynaptic density protein 95 clustering
Cellular component (GO): plasma membrane; glutamatergic synapse; postsynaptic density membrane
Molecular function (GO): protein binding
Source: RefSeq, a predicted model, not a curated record